Messenger RNA from Chroicocephalus ridibundus (black-headed gull), 5534 nucleotides. RefSeq names its product protein phosphatase methylesterase 1 (gene PPME1). Lineage: Eukaryota; Metazoa; Chordata; Aves; Charadriiformes; Laridae. The transcript has 14 exons. Gene Ontology annotation, molecular function: protein methylesterase activity. Bases 121 to 1287 code for a protein of 388 amino acids. The record is from RefSeq and is a predicted model, not a curated record. Gene Ontology annotation, biological process: protein demethylation.
AGGCCGCUUCCGGUGGAGCGGAGGUUGGUGGCGGCCGAGGCCGUCGGCGGGGCCGGUUUUGGGUAGGGGGGCGGGAGGUUUCGCGGUGUGUCUUUCUGUGUCGGCGCCUCGUUCGUCGUCAUGUCGGCCCUGGAGAAGCAGCUGCACCUGGGCCGUCUGCCGCCGCGGCCCCCGUUGCCCGGUGGCGGCGGCCAGUCCGGCUCCAAGAUGCGCAUGGGCCCUGGAAGAAAGCGUGAUUUUUCACCAGUGCUUUGGAGCCAGUACUUUGAAUCUAUGGAGGACGUUGUGGUAGAAAAUGAAACUGGCAAGGAUACUUUUCGAAUUUACAAAAGCGGAUUGGAGGGACCUGUCUUGCUGCUGUUACACGGUGGAGGCCAUUCUGCUCUUUCCUGGGCUGUAUUUACUUCUGCAAUCAUUAGCAGGAUUCAGUGUAGGAUUGUGGCUUUAGAUCUCCGAGGCCAUGGAGAAACAAAAGUUAGGAAUCCUGAAGAUCUGUCUGCAGAGACUAUGUCAAAAGACGUUGGGAAUGUGGUUGAAGCUCUGUAUGGGGACCUUCCCCCCCCUAUCAUGCUGAUCGGGCACAGCAUGGGGGGUGCCAUCGCAGUGCACACGGCCGUCGCCAAUUUGGUGCCAAGUUUACUGGGUCUGUGCAUGAUCGACGUUGUGGAGGGUACAGCUAUGGACGCGUUGAACAGCAUGCAGAACUUCUUAAGGAGUCGUCCCAAAACAUUCAAGUCGCUUGAGAAUGCCAUUGAGUGGAGUGUAAAAAGUGGACAGAUAAGAAAUCUUGAAUCUGCCAGAGUUUCUAUGGUCGGUCAAGUCAAACAGUGCGAAGGGGCUGCCAGUCCUGAAUGUCCUAAAGCCAUAGUGGAGGGUAUUAUUGAAGAAGAGGAGGAGGAGGAAGAGGAUGAGGAAGGGGGAGGCUCUGUCAACAAAAGGAAGAAAGAAGAUGACACAGAGACAAAGAAGGAGCACUUAUACACAUGGCGAAUUGAACUGGCGAAAACAGAAAAGUACUGGGAUGGCUGGUUCAGGGGUUUAUCUAACCUCUUCCUAAGCUGCCCAACUCCAAAGCUUUUGCUUUUAGCUGGUGUUGACAGGCUGGAUAAAGAUCUAACAAUUGGACAGAUGCAAGGGAAGUUUCAGAUGCAGGUCCUCCCACAGUGUGGCCAUGCAGUCCAUGAAGAUGCUCCAGACAAGGUUGCUGAAGCUGUUGCGACGUUCCUGAUCCGUCACAGGUUUACAGAGCCCAUCGGUGGAUUCCAGUGUGUGUUUCCUGCUUGUUAAUAUCCUGGUGUUCUCCAGCACUGAGUCCUGUUGUAAAUAAAACUGCACCAGAGGCCACUGUGAUGUAUCCAUAUCCUUUCAUCUCUCCAGUUCAGCAGCAGUGAGAAGUUGGUGUGAGGUUCAUCCCCUAGAACUAGUUCUCCAGAAUGUGUAAAUGCUUAGGGACUUCCUUGCUGGGAAGCAGCUUGUACUGAAGACCAUGAAAAGCUCUUCAGGCCCUUGGAAACAGGCUCCUCUCUGCUGCCACAAGGAAAGACCUCCUGGAAUCCCAAGUAGUCGAUCAUACCGAUCUCCGUCGAUUCUCAGGCUUUCUUGGACCCAACGGCAAAGGGGCCGUUGGCAAUCCAGAUCCACCGAGGGCAUUGCAGCAUAGCCAAAGGCUUCAGGAUUUCUCCAUGGAAUUGUCUAACCGUCUUUGAAGUGCCCCUUAGGUUUGUUUUUUAUAUACACGUUUCUUUCCCCUAAAGCAGAUGAGGAAUCGGCUUCGUUGGGAGCUCAGGUUUCGUCUCACCAGUGCCAGCCUUACGAGUUAAUCUGCGGGAACAGCCUAGAUACUACCUUCCUGUGCAAUGUCGGACAGGACUGUAAAACCAAAAGGCGAGGGGGGACCGUGAGCUCCAUUUCAGUCUUGCAGCUUUCUUAAUACUUGUUUCAGUUUCUCACUGAGAAAAAGAGCCUGGAUAACUCCGUCUACCGCAGACACAUUAACAGAAGCAGCGGUAACAACGCAGUUCUCUGGAAUGUGUUUGUGCUUCCCUUCUUGUAGCUGCUACACACAACUGAGCAGAGAUCGACGCCUUUUGGAUGAAAAAAAAAAAAAUAUGCAAAAAGCGCAGUAAAUAAAACCCUGGAAGAGCUUGGAGUCAGUCCUGCUGGUGUUGAUGCAGAGGUGUAGGCAGCUGCUGCUGCUUUAUGCUCUCCCCCCCGCCACCCAGUACUGGAGGAAAGACCUUGUUUUCACUGUCACUUCCUAGAUCCUUUCGCUGCCUGCCUUCCAUAUUUCCAUGUAAAUGCAGUAGUUACACAGAGAGCUUUUCUUCAGGGUUAAACUAUCCACAGACAGUUCGUCAGAUUGCUUUCACCUAAGAAUCACUCUUGAGCGUAAGAGCAGACACGUUUUGGAGCAAUUUUCCUCAAUAUGUUGCUGGUGGAUGUCUGAAAUCUUUUAUUUUUUGCCUUGUGUCCGUAACCCCUUGAUGCUGUAUGAUGAAAGCAGUAUUUUAACGCUGUUUUGCUGAGGCAUAGUUCUGUUGUUGGCCUGAUUUGGGAGCUGCGAUGUGCAUCUGCGUGUCUGUCCUGUGACAAGAGCCAUCGGGAAUUCUUGGCGUUUGAGAGGUGCAGGUGGGGCAAAGGCAGACAGUGUGAAGAGCUGGCAAAGCCCGUUUUAACCUUGGCGUUUACCCUGAUGGAGAGUCAUCUCCUCGGAUUCAUUCGCGUGUGAGCCCUGGAUACCCUGAGCUCUGCGUCCCUUCUCCCCUGACGCAUCAGGGUGGGAAAUGGCCGAAUUAGAGACAAGAAAACCUCAUUCCAGAGAGCUCUUCUCUCUCCUGGCACUUUGGUCACCGCACUCAGGUGUUAAAAGAGCAAUUGCUGGCUCCCGGCGCUUCCCCCCGUAAGUCACCGUGUUAAUUAUUGCAUUAGUUUACUGUGACCUUGAUGUAACGUCCACCCCUGGUUUAGUUGCCGAUGGAUUAAAUGGAUCUUCAGUAGUUGAGAUGCAAAAUAGCACUUUCCCCAGCUCUAUCCUGAAGAUUUGGCAAAAUUCUCGGUCCUUUCCAGAUGAUUCCUGUGUUCAAAUUGUUAGAGAUUAAAUAAUUCAGUGUGUGUGUCCAGAGUCUCUCUUCACGGGAUAGUUAAGCAUGUGCCUGUUGUCGUACUCAUGAAUGAUCUCGGUGAAGUCACAUUCCUCCGUGCUGAAGUAACUUGGAGGAUCCGGCUUUGAGUGAUUCGUUGCGGUAACUCCUUGCGUUUGCCUCUCAACGUUAUCCUUUUCAUUUGCUUUUACCGUUUGUGAGAUAUUAAAAAAAAAAAAAAAACACAAAAAACUCCAUGGAAAGCAAAAGAAAAUCGGUUUUGUAUUCUGUAGAAGCACCAUUGGGAAAACGAAUGAAUGUUUCUGAAUCCUGUGGGCUCCCCAGAAUUAUAUUUUGUUGUUACCAUUUGAGAAGUGAGUGAAAAAAAAAAUAAAUAUUUCAACAGCCUGGUCAAUGUGGCAUUGCUCCGUGCCAAGCUCUCGGUCCUGACUUGCACAGAAAUAGGCAGCUCGCGUCGUGCCGGCUUCAAAAAAAGGUGACUGCAGGGACAGCAGCAAUAGCGGGGGGUGGGGGGGGGUGGGUGGAGGGGGAAUUCCUUUCGGCUGUCUCGAGCCAAAUACCAUUUUUAAGACUGUGCUUUUGUCUGAAAAAUAGUUAAUGCUCCUGUUGCAGUUUCUUCCCCCUUUUCUGAGCGCUACAGGCAGAGAUAAAUGGGAUUUAGGUGCAGGAUCUCCCCGACCGUGGUAAAAGCUGCGGAGAGAAGUGGUGUUUUCUUUGACUCAUGAAAAAUGGGGACAUCUAGAAAACUCCCCCGUAACUUCCAGCUUUUCACUGCGUUUUUCCACGGUCCACGGCAUUGUACCGGCUCUGUAAAAACAGAUAAACAGGAGGAGGUUUCCUGAAUUGAAAAGGUGCUGGUUUUAGGCCGCCGCUUUUGAUUCUUUAGAAAUCUCUCUUGCUUUUGUUUCAGUUGUUGGAUUGAGGAUCGGUGGAAACUUUCACAAUGGAAAAUCCCAAGGCUUGGCAGGAACGGAAGAUGCCGUUUGGGGGAGGCUGCUUUGUUGCAGGAUUCACUUAAAUUUUUCAUAUCAGACCCAGGCGGGGUUUUGCCAGCUCCUGUGUUACAUGCACCGGACAAAACCCUCGGUGACUUGUAGAUUCCAGGAGCAUUGCGAUUGCUGGAAAAAAAGGUAUUUCCUGUAUUGCCAAAGCGUGUAGUCUUGCUUUGUAUACAGAUCCUGCGAACGCAGAGCUUGGCUGCGUGUCUUUUCAGAAGAGAAGGCUCCGGGGAGACCUUAGAGCCCCUUCCAGUCCCUGAAGGGGGCCUACAGGAAAGCUGGGGAGGGGCUGUUUGCGAGGGCAUGGAGCCACAGGACGAGGGGCAAUGGUUUAAACUAGAGCAGGGCAGGUUUAGAUCAGACAUUAGGGAGAAGUUCUUUACACUGAGGGUGGUGAGACACUGGCCCAGGUUGCCCAGAGAGGUGGUGGAGGCCCCAUCCCCGGAGACAUUCAAGGCCAGGCUUGAUGAGGCUCUGACCAACCUGGUCUAGUUGAAGAUGUCCCUGCUCACUGCAGGGGGGUGGGACUAGAUGGCCUUUAAAGGUCCCUUCCAACCCAACACAUUCUAUGAUUCUUUGCACAUGCUCAAGCCGAGUUCCUCCCUGCUGGUGUUUUGAAAACGCUUUUAGUGACCGGGGUGAUCGAUACGUACCGACGCGGACACUCAGUGCUGCAAUGGUUGCUGAAUCACAUUGCUACACAGAGCUUGCUUUUUUAAUUUUUUUUGAGCCUUUUCUUUUUUUUUUUUUUUUGUCUUCAGCCUGUCCUGGUCCAGGCGUGAAGCAAGCGGGAGGUGAUACCAAAGCCAAUUCAAAAUACCGAUGUUUAUUGCGACUGGAGGUCACUUUCUGUGCAGCCGAGACACCCUCUGGAAAAAAAAAAAAAUAAAAAAAGCACUACAGUAAAGCAGGGAGUGACUUGUAAACGGAGAUGGCGGUCGGGGGGCUCUGAGAGGUAACUUCUAAACUGAAGUUUAGAAGUCGGGGAGCUCUCAGAGGUGGUGGUGGUGUGGUAGAUCCCGUCGGUACCACCAGGAGCCCAGCAAAUACUGCACUGGGGCAGUUCAGAGGGGAACCUCCUUGAUUUUCUUCUCUCUGCAGGGCAGGGCUGAGCCAUUGCAAUAGGCAAAGUCGCUCGUUGGCUUCUCCUUCAGCGAGACCAUCCCAGGACUUCGCAGACUUUUAUCAGUGUCCUGCCACGUUCAGCGAGGUCCUCAGUGAGCGGGUGAGCAGCCGGUAGUAGACAGAGAGAGAGCAAACGGCUUUGUGCUGAUGUUCUCCACCUCCUCGACUUCAGUGCUGCUGUUUCUCCUCCCCUCCGCUAUUGCCUUUUAUCUUGAGUGUUGAAGGGCCUGGGAGGAGAGACCUUCAGAGGUGUCUGGUGAUCAGCCAUUCACUGGUUUGAACUGGUGCUCAACCGUCCUGAAGAUCUAGA